Hypomesus transpacificus is the source of this 3398-nucleotide messenger RNA. RefSeq names its product integral membrane protein GPR155-like. The record is from RefSeq and is a predicted model, not a curated record. Gene Ontology annotation, molecular function: G protein-coupled receptor activity. Gene Ontology annotation, cellular component: membrane. Gene Ontology annotation, biological process: intracellular signal transduction; transmembrane transport; G protein-coupled receptor signaling pathway. The transcript has 17 exons. Bases 379 to 2970 code for a protein of 863 amino acids. Lineage: Eukaryota; Metazoa; Chordata; Actinopteri; Osmeriformes; Osmeridae.
ACAUCCUUAGCGAAAACAGCUGGUAGUGGCAAUACCGUUACUCUGUCUACAUGGCAUCAAAAUAAUUCUACAGUUCAACCAGAUGUUAGACUUUAACAAAUCAAGGAGACUUAAAUCCGAGGGUAAAUAAUUGCAGGUCUCUUUUGGACCUGGUAGCUCUCCAUCGAUGUUGUUGCGAGCUGUCGAUUCCACCUCCAAGUUAAACCCUCCAUCCCAUCUGCAAGCCCACUGACCAGCAGACCUGCCCACACACGUGUGGUACUGGGUCUCAGUUAGUAGCAGAAAUCAAGCGCCCCCCCCCCCCCCCACACACACACACACACACACAAAUAUUCACCCCGGGGCAGUUAGCCAGCACUCCUCCGCCCACUGCCCGCCAUGGAGGACGGCGGCUACGUCCUCAUCCACGACAGGAACAUUUCCCACCCGCCCCUGUCCGCCGCCCCGGCUGCCAUGUCCAUCGACAAGCUGUUCCCGGCGCUGCUGGAGUGCUUCGGCAUCAUCCUGUGCGGCUACGUGGCCGGCCGCGCCGACAUCAUCACCCCCAGCCAGGCCAAGGGGAUGGGCAACUUUGUGUCCAAGUUUGCUCUGCCGGCUCUGCUCUUCAAGAACAUGGUCCUGCUGGACUUUGGAGACGUCAUCUGGUCCUUCCUGUGGAGCGUCCUGGUGGCCAAGGUGUCUGUGUUCGUCCUGGUGUGUGUACUGACCCUCCUGGUGGCUAGUCCGGAGAGCCGCUACAGCAAGGCCGGCCUCUACUCUAUCUUCGCCACGCAGAGCAACGACUUUGCCCUGGGAUACCCUAUAGUGGAUGCCCUCUACAGGAACACCCACCCAGAGUAUCUUCAGUACAUCUACCUGGUGGCUCCGGUCUCCCUCAUGAUCCUGAACCCAAUAGGGUUCUCCCUGUGUGAGGUCCAGAGGUGGAGGGACGACAGGCAGCCCCAGCGCAGCACGCUAAGCAUCGUGGGAGUUGUAUUUCUCAAGGUGCUGAGGAACCCCAUCGUGUUCAUGGUGGUUGUGGGCAUCAUAUCCCACUUCCUGCUGGGCCAGCGCAUCCCAGCGGUGAUGGAAGAGUUUGUGGACGGCCUGGCCAACUCGUUCGGCGGCGCCGCCCUCUUCUACCUGGGUCUGUCCAUGGUGGGCCAGCUACGGAAGCUCACCAGGGACACUGGCGUGGCCCUCAUCCUGCUCAUCACUGCCAAGCUGUUGGUGAUGCCUCUGAUCUGUAAGGACAUGGUGGAGCUGCUGGACUCUGGAGGUAACGGCAGCUCUGGGAACCACAGCAGCCUGUCCAACUACGCCUUCCUGUACGGCGUGUUCCCCACCGCUCCCAGCGUGGCCAUCUACGCUUCCCAGUACAACAUGGAGCUGGAGGUGGUGACAUCAGGUAUGGUGAUCAGCACCUUCCUGUCUGCCCCCAUCAUGUACGUGUCCGCCUGGCUUCUGACCAUCCCCCUGAUGGACCCCACGCCCCUGGUCACCGAGCUGCAGAAUGUCAGCUUCAACAUCAGCAUCGUCAGCCUCAUCGCGCUGGUGUGGACCAUAGCUGUGAUGCUCCUCAGUAAGAAGUUCAAGAGACUCCCUCACAUGUUCACCAUGAACCUCUUUCUGGCUCAGUUCCUGGUGUGUGUGAGUAUGAUCCUGUGGAACUUUGUGGUGCAUCAAGACAACGUGCUGGGCCAAGUGCUGACCUUCACCCUGCUCUACGGCUCCCUGUACAGCACCUACAUCUGGACAGGCCUCAUCCCUCUGUGUCUGGCUCUGACGAAGAGGAAUGACCUGCUGAGGUUACGACCUGGAGUCUUCAUCAUCACAGGCUGGGGGGUUCCGUUGCUUAUUGUCGGCGGUCUGCUGUUGGCGGGGGAGCGGAGGGCGGACACCAUAGACUCCGCCUUCUUCUAUGGCAGGGCCCAGAUCAUAAGUACAGCUGUUGUAGUAGCCGUUAGCAUCCUGCUGGGAGGUUUCUCCCUGAUGGGCCUGAGCCAGGGGGCCCAGGGGGAACCGCAGGACUACCAAGCCCUGGACAGGGCCUCCGUCCUGGGAACCACCGAGGACUUGAGGCCCCAGGCUGAAGCUGAAGACGAGGCCCCGCUGGGCCUCUCCCCGGACAGCGACAUCAUCCGAGAUUUCCACCCCUGUGCGCCGGCCCAGCCCAUGCCUGAUAUGAUCGCCAGCAUACACAGAAACAACACCAGCUCAACCCAGACAGACCAGGCGGGGGCGCUGUGUGAAGGCCCGCAGGGCGCUGCUGCCCCGGCCCAGGUCCAGGAUGAGAGACAGCUGGUCCGACACGCCCUCCUCUGCCUGCUCCUCACCGUCAGUCUGCUAGCGAACCUGUCCAGUUGUCUGUGGUGGCUGUUCAACAAAGACCCAGGGAGAUUGUACCUGGAGCUUCAGUUCUUCUGUGCUGUGGCCAACUAUGGACAGGGCUUCAUCUCGUUCGGGGUGUUUGGUCUGGACAGACACCUCAUCAUGCUGCCCUUCAAGAACAGACUUCAGGGUCUGUGGCAGAGUAAGGACCGUGAGGAGCAGACGCAGCCGGUGGCCCCUGAGGAGAUUAGGUUGACCUGCACCCAGUUUGUCCGCUACCACAAAGACCAGUGUGUCCAGGACCUGGUCCACAACAGGAGGUGUGGACGGGACGGUCCGGCCCCAGACCCCCAGAGUCCGGCCCCAGACCCCCAGAGCCAAGCCCGGGAGCGAGCCUCGUUCCCGGGCAGCGAGCUGGUGGACUGGCUGGUGCGGGGGGCCGCGGCGGAGGGCCGGCCGGAGGCCCGGGCGUACGGGGCUCGUCUCCUGCAGGGCGGGCUCCUCCGGCAGCUGGGCCACCGGCGCGGCUUCAGGGACGACCCCGCCCUGCUCUACUGCUUCGCCCAGGGGGAAGGCCCCCUCCCUGGGGAGCCACGCCAGGAGACUCUCCCGGAUCUCCGGGAGCUUUCGAUGGACGGUGAGGAAGAAAGGAGCCCGUGAAAGGGGAUUGGAGGAGGUAGAGAGAGGGGCCGACAGAGGGAGGGAUGAGAGAGAGAUGUAGGUCCAGCGAGAUGGAGAGAAGGACAAAGCAUUUGGGAAACAAGACUAGAGGAGAGCAAGGUGGAUCUUCCCCCAGCAGUCGUCCUCCACCCUCUGCUCCACCCCCCGACCUCCACACGCCCCGAGAAGGCGGCGUUUCCCUGGAGACACGAUGCGACUUUAGAAUCUGUCUGUUGGACGCGACUGCAUAACCAGAAGUACAAUUGCACUGAGUACCUUUUCGUACUGUAAAGAUGUUGUGAUGAAACACUGGUCUGAAUCCUGUAUGUUACAGUAUACUUUUGAAUGUGGUGUGUUUACUAUUUUUAGGCUGAGGGGUGUGUGUGUUCAUCUAUAAUGUGUCUAUUAGUGUGUGUGUGUGUGUGUGU